Messenger RNA from Ordospora pajunii, 546 nucleotides. RefSeq lists its product as uncharacterized. The coding region runs from base 1 to 546 and encodes 181 amino acids. The transcript has a single exon. Lineage: Eukaryota; Fungi; Microsporidia; Ordosporidae. The record is from RefSeq and is a predicted model, not a curated record.
AUGAAAUGCAUUCUUUUUGUGGUUGCUUCAGUGAUGGCUGCGUUUUCUCAUGAUGACCUAGGCAGUGUGAUCAUCUCGAUCCGAAAGCUGCACGACAGCACACCGUACAGUACGUUUUAUGAGGUUUUAGGAGUGUCUGAGGCAUCAGAUUUCAACACGAUUAAGAAGCAAUACCAAAAAAUAAUGAGAAGUAAGGUUCCUUUGCCUGAAAUCAACAAAAGAGAGGAUGCCAUUGCCAUUGUGACCGAGGCAUAUAACAUCCUUAAGAACAAGAAAGAUGCAUACGAUCUAAUUCUUUCAAACUCAUACAUGUAUCUCGGAAACAAGAAAAACUUCAAUAAUAGCUUUUAUUUACUUCUGCUAUCUGGAAUAGCAUCGUCUAUUACCAUAGUCAUAGCUGUCUUUGCAUUCAAACGCCUUAUGUCCAUGCAAACACCCAGUAAGCAUAGGAACAGCGGUAGCAAGGAUAGUAUUUUGAAAAAAGCAUCUUUGACAAAUGUACAUGCGCCUAGCUCAUCAAAGUCUUCGAUUAAAUCCAAGAUAUGA